Molecule: messenger RNA, 1439 nt
Organism: Malus domestica (apple)
Lineage: Eukaryota; Viridiplantae; Streptophyta; Magnoliopsida; Rosales; Rosaceae
Product: clavaminate synthase-like protein At3g21360
Molecular function (GO): oxidoreductase activity
Source: RefSeq, a predicted model, not a curated record
ACAAAGAGGAUCCGGAGAAUCCUCAUUCCAAAUUCGAGGUACCUCCGCAAACAUAACCAAUAAAAAAAGAACUAUUGCGUCAUAUAACUAGCAAAAUGACAUACAAAGCAUCCAAAAUCAGCCGGUGAGAACCAUAUCCCCACCACUAUAUAUAACCCCUUCGAAUCUAAACACCAACACGCCCAUAAACAAAUAGCAAGAGAGAGAGAGAGAGAGAGAGAGAGAGAGAGAGAGAUUAUGGAGCCCUUCACCAAAGACUUCAAAGUAGGAGAGUGCGAAGGCCAAAAGGUGGUGGAUGGUGAGACCAUGCCACUGGUGCUGCAGCCUCCAGCACCCGAAAACAACGAUGUGGAGUCACUUAUUUUGGCUCUUCAGAAGAACAAGGACUGGUUUGAUCAGAUGCUUCUCAAAAACAGCGCUAUCCUUCUCCGAGGUUUCAAUGUUCAGAACGCUGAGGAGUUCAACGACAUCAUAGAAACCUUCGGUUGGGAUGAUAUUCGCUAUGUAGGACCGGCGCCAAGAACUCAUGUGCACAAGCGAGUUUGGACUGCAAAUGAAGGACCUCUCUCAGAGUUCAUAUACUAUCACCAUGAGAUGGUCUUGAUUAAGGAAUAUCCCAAAAAGGUCAUCCUAUUCUGUGAGAUACCUCCACCAGAAGGCGGACAGACCCCAUUUGUUCCGAGCUUCCGAGUGACGGAGAGGAUGCUGGAGGAGUUCCCGGAAGCUGUGGAAGAAUUAGAUGCAGGUGGCUUGAAAUACACCUUCACAGCACCAAGUAAGAACAGCACAGGUUCUAUGAGGGGCAGGGGUUGGGAGGAUACUUUUGCCGCAUCAGACCGUGCAGAAGCUGAAAAAAAGGCUAAUGCUUUAGGCAUGGACGUCGAGUGGCUAUCAGAUGGGGGAAUCAAGACGAUAUUAGGACCGAGGUCGCUGACGAAGGUGUUUGAAGGAAGAAAAGGGAGGAGAAUGUGGUUCAACACGAUGGUAGGCAUGCAUGGGAAGGAGAACAGCUCGGCCCUGAUGGCGGACGGGACCGAGAUUCCGGCAGAGCUGGUGAACAGAUGUGAGCAGAUAAUCGAAGAAGAAAGCAUCCAGUUCAAGUGGGAGAAGGGUGAUGUUCUCUUCCUUGAUAACCUGGCUUUGCUUCAUGGAAGGCGGCCUUCUCUUGCUCCCAGAAGAGUCUUGGUUGCCACAUGCAAGUAGAACAACCAUCGAUCUCAUGAUAUGAUUACCACAGUAUCUUCUACUUUCAUCAAAGUUGUAUGCAACUAUGCAUGCUAUGCAUUUACAAUUAAGCUACUCGAUAUCGGAGUCAAUAAAGUACGUAUAUGUAAUAAGAUCUCAAUUUGUGAUUUCAAAUUCAAUUGGGUGAACUUGAAAGGCAUGAAUAUGAUAUGCAAUUAAUUGGGAAAGAAAUAAACACUUAAAUUGUGUGUGCA